AUGGAAGCCCUCGCCUCCCUUUGGGCCACCCUCAAAGCCUAUCAAGGACCGCUAGUGACGCUUGCGCUCAUCUUCGGUCCCGGGCUCUUACGGCGCUUGAACGCGCUCCUAGCCCCAGCCCCACCAGACGCGACGACUCCACCCCGCUCGAGAAUCCUAUGGUCAAUCCUCCUUCUUCACGCCGUAUACGCCAUCCUCCUUAUCCUCUGGCCAUCAUAUGACACUUUCACGUCUCUCGACCUCCUAGCCCCCUCGGAUAUUCUCCGGCCCUUCGUCCUGCACGACCUAAACCAACCCGCCGACGGCUGGACCCAAGUUGAUCCUCUUGUCGAACUCUUCCUUGCCCGCCUUGGCACAGUCGAAGGCAUUGGUGUUGGGGGCUUUGGGUUGGAAUUCGGUUGCGGGGGCCGGAGCGAGAGAGAGGGCGAAGAAGUGGCGGCAUACUAUCGGGUGUGGGAUUGCGGUGUGUGCGGCGGUGGAGUUUGGGGUGCGGUGCUCUCGCCAACGCUCACGACUGCCCGAGUUAUCGCUCAACUAUCCCUCACGAUGGCCUAUAUCCUCCUCCCCGUCCGCCCCUCCCCGGCCGACUUGACGCAGGCGCGCCUAACUCGCACCCUCGACGCGGCGUAUAACACGCUCAACCUCGCGCAGGCCGCGCGUGCUGCUAUCACCCGCUCGCCCGCCAUGUCCCGUUCUGCUGCGGAGUGGGCCACCAUUCGCGCCAAGGCUGAAGAUAAUGCGCGCUCUGAUGCUGCCGUGGUAGGGGCGGCGUUGGAUUCUGGUGUGUUUGAACGUUCGGCCGCUGGAGUGGCGGGACAUACUAGCCAAAGUCGGGAGGGGGCGGGGCGGUUCGUGAGUGCUCAGUGGGCGCGGGUUGUGCGGAAGUAG
Cutaneotrichosporon cavernicola is the source of this 888-nucleotide messenger RNA. RefSeq lists its product as uncharacterized. The record is from RefSeq and is a predicted model, not a curated record. NCBI's taxonomy places the organism in Eukaryota, Fungi, Basidiomycota, Tremellomycetes, Trichosporonales, Trichosporonaceae. The transcript is spliced from 3 exons. The coding region runs from base 1 to 888 and encodes 295 amino acids.